This is a messenger RNA of Cervus elaphus (red deer), 9559 nucleotides long. RefSeq names its product serine/arginine repetitive matrix 4 (gene SRRM4). NCBI's taxonomy places the organism in Eukaryota, Metazoa, Chordata, Mammalia, Artiodactyla, Cervidae. The transcript is spliced from 13 exons. Gene Ontology annotation, biological process: neuron maturation; regulation of RNA splicing; mRNA processing. Gene Ontology annotation, cellular component: nucleus. The coding region runs from base 342 to 2168 and encodes 608 amino acids. The record is from RefSeq and is a predicted model, not a curated record. Gene Ontology annotation, molecular function: mRNA binding.
GCUCACACGCGCACGCACACACAGACGACCCCGGCGCCUCUUCUCUCCAGCGCUGCCGAGAAAGCCAGUCCUCCCUUCCUUUCCUGGGGCGCGGAGGCUCCGCCAGUCAGAGCGCAGCCCAGAGCCGACCCAGAAAGCGAAGAGAACCGGCGGACAAGCCUUCUUUCUCCUCUGCUGGCCCGGGCUGAGGCGCCCCAUCCCCCGCCCUGAACCCCUGUCUUUCGUACCCCACCCUUCUCGGUUUCACACGGACAGGGACCGAGCCCGGUGUGCCCCCUUUUGGAAUCCACGUUUCAGCACUUCGGACAGCGCCCGGGAACCCCGGGCCCUUUGGGUUGGCUAUGGCGAGCGUUCAGCAAGGAGAGAAGCAGCUUUUUGAGAAGUUCUGGCGAGGAACCUUUAAAGCUGUGGCCACCCCGCGUCCAGAGAGCAUCAUUGUCGCCAGUAUCACGGCCCGCAAGCCGCUGCCAAGGACAGAACCCCAGAGCAGCCCCAUGGUCCCAGCUCAGGAUGGACCCUCGGAAAAGCUGAGCCAGCAUUUGGCCUCCAAGGUCUUGGGCACCAACAGCUGGGACAGAGGCAAAGCCUGCCGGGAGCCCAGUCCCGCCACAGCACGCAGUGCCUCCCGCAGCAAAGACUUGACGCCGCUACCUUCCUCCAGGGGGAAGAAAAAAAAGAAGAAAGCUACCCGGAAGAAGAGAAGGAGGUCCCCAUCUUAUAGCCCAUCACCUGUCAAGAAGAAGAAGAAGAAAAGUUCCAAGAAACAUAAGCGACACAGGUCAUUCUCCAAGAAGAGAAGGCACAGCUCCUCCAGCCCAAAAAGCAAAAGAAAGGAAGAGAAGAGGCACAAAAAACAAUCGCGAAGCCGGCCCCGAAAAUCUCGCCGCCACCGCCAUCACCACUGCCCCUCACGGUCCCAGAGCUCAGAGUCCCGCUCCUCAAGCUGCGACAGCAGAUCUCUCUGCCCUGCAUCCAGGCACCGUGACCGGUCCCCCGAGGGAGGGCGGAAGUCCCGUCGAAGGCACUCUCGUCGCUGCUCCAAGACCCUCUGCAAGGCCAGCCCAGAGGCCCGGUCCAGCCCCCAACCCAGCCAGCCCCUCCAGAUGCUCAGCUUCCUGUCAGCCAGGGGUGUAAUCACUGGGUCGGGGUCUGCUGCUGACCUCUUUACCAAAACAGCCAGCCCGCUCACCACCUCCCGAGGACGCUCCCAGGAGUAUGACUCAGGCAAUGACACCUCCUCGCCACCCUCCACGCAAAUCAGUUCAACCAGGUCUCGGGGUCAAGAGAAGGGGAGCCCCAGUGGGGGCCUAAGCAAGAGCCGGGACCCCAACAGUGGAAACAGCUCUGAUUCAGGGAACUCCUUCACCACUUCCUCACCCCAGAACAAGGGGGCCACUUUGGAGAACCUCUCCCCCACCAGCAGGGGCAGAGAGUCAAGAGGAUUUCAGUCACCAUGUCUGGAAUGCACCGAGGUGAAGAAGUCCAAUUUGGUCCCAUCCACAGCCCGGAGCUCCCCCAUGAGAGGGUGCUCCCGAAGCUCCUCCUACGCCAGCACACGCUCCUCCAGCCACUCCUCCCGAUCCCCAAACCCCAGAGCCUCCCCCAGGUACACCAGGAGCCGAUCCACCUCCUCUGGGAAAAGGUCCUCCUCGCGCUCUCCCAGCUAUUCCUCCAAGUCUGGCAAGAGAAGCCCGCCUAGCAGAAGCUCUAGGUCGCGCCGCAGCCCAAGCUACUCCCGCUACAGUCCCAGCAGGGAGCGGAACCCCAAGUACAGCGAGAAGGAUUCGCAGCAACGCGAGCGCGAGCGAGCUCGGCGGAGACGUCGGUCCUACUCGCCCAUGAGGAAGCGCCGGAGAGACUCCCCGAGCCACCUGGAGGCGCGGAGGAUAACGAGUGCCCGGAAACGCCCCAUCCCCUACUACCGGCCCAGCCCCUCUUCGUCCAGCGGCCUCAGCAGCACCUCCUCCUGGUACAGCAGCAGCAGCAGCCGCUCAGCCAGUCGAAGCUACUCCCGGAGCCGGAGCCGCAGCCGCAGCCGGAGCAGGACCCUCACUAGCAGCAGCUGCAGCUCCCGCAGCCCCAGCCUGGGCUCCCGGAGCCGGAGCCGGAGCCGGAGUCGGAGUGGGAGCUACAGCUCAGCAGACAGCUACUCCAGCACGAGGCGCUAAGCCAGGGCCCUCCCGUGAGCCCACUGCCCAUGGGGCCCCUUUCACUCUGGCAGUCUCCCCCACUCCCCGCCCACCCUGCCUUCUCCUUGGUGACAGACAGCAUUGAGGGCUCCUAGGCCCUGUCCUUCCUGCUCUCCUGGGGAGGAGGAGAGGAGGGUUUGGGGGAUUUAGCCUCGAUGUGGAGCUGCUGGGAGCUUCCACCACACCCUCUGGGGCUCAGCUCAGGCCUGAGCAUAUGGAGAAGACUACCUUCUUUUGGCACAGAAAAGCCUCAACGGUUUGUAAGGCGCAAUGAGUCCAUGACUAAGAAGUUUGGGUCUGGCCAGGAAAAUGUACAGAGAGUUCUGCUAACCCACUGCUGCCAGGCUGCAUACCGAAGACCAGUGGUAUUUAUCACAGCUGCCCUCCUUCUCCUCUCAUCCAGUCUCGUGGCUACACCUGUAUGGAUCCCCAUGAGUCCCAUGGGGUGAGGAGUGGAUAUUAGAAGAGAGCAGGGCGGUUCAGGUCCAAGAGAGGGGAUCAGGAGUUUUAGCUCCACACAUAGGUCAGAGCAAGUGCUGAAAGGCUAUCGGGUCCUAGAAAGGGGGACACGUGACUAGGGGACAUGGACAUUUCACUUGGUAGUAGGUGUCAGGAGAUAGGAGAUGGACUCUCUGGUCAUGAGUAUAGAAGCAAGAAGGAGGGGGGAAUAAGUCCACUGCUCCCAGUAGCUCCUUGUGGUCAGGAAGAGGAGCCCAGUAGUUUCUAGCCGUGGAGAGGCCACCAGGCCAUUUACACAAAACGCCUCUUGGUGGUUCACAGGGACCCUGCGACCUCUGCGAAAGGACACAAUGGACAGUUAGGACAGCUUGGCCUGCAACCGCACUUCCCAAGUUUGCCUCGGCCCCAGUAGCUGGCAACAACUUAAUUCCACGGGACCAUCUGCUGAACAUUCCCCAGUGCCGUGGCCAGCUGCCAGUCCCAGCGCCAGCCAGUCUGGCCUUACCCUCCAGUUGGCGCCUGCCUGCCCCCUCCCCACUGCCCAGACUGCCGCACCCUGGGUCCUACCCACUGCAGCCAAGCGCCCACUCACCCACCUACCCACCCUCAGCCUAAGUCAGCCACUUUGCCCCUCAGGAAUUUUGCCAGGAUGGGGCACAGCAGCCCAGGUUUGGGGGAAAGAUCCAAAUCCAGAGAGUCUGGGGGAAAGGAGAUUGGAUGCUCCGAAGCUUCUGCUGGUUUCCAGAGUUCUUAGCAGGUUGGGAAAAGCCCCACCCUCAUUUCUGCCCUUACCCCACUCCCCCCCACCCCGCCCCGCCACCCCUGCCCAGGGCUGGGCAGUGAAGGUAAGCUGAUCUCCAACACACAAACACCACCAGCUGCUUCACCCACGGAGGGCGCUAAGAACAGGGGCAUGAGGGAGAAGAUCCUUAAAAUAAACUCUGGGGCAUCCCCCUCACCAGCUGACUGGCUUUCCAGAGCCUUGCGGGUAAGAGUCCAGUUUGUGGUGGCAACAGCAGCCGGGCGGGGCAUGAAGGGAGAGGGUGAGAGGGACAGUCCCCAGCUUUGGAACCUGGGCUUUGGGAAGCAGAGAACCAAAUAUUCUUUAUCCCUUGUACCCCGAGGAGGGGAAACAUUUGGGAAAAAAAAAAAUCCUGUUUCUUAGAAGCAGUGAUGUCCUCCCUCCCAAGUCUUUCCCAUCGUAUCAGCCUGUGGAGCCAGAAACUGCCCUGCAAUGAUCCGGAAAGUCCUUCCUCCACCAGGAGAGGGGAGCCAGGCACCAGGGCAGCAGUGGGGGACCCGGCCUUUCCAUGACGCCCGCUGGCCCAGAACUGGGCCCCGCCCACCAAGACUAAUGGAUGCCAGCGUGGUCACUGCAGAAGGCCUGAUGGCAGGUGCCUGGGACAGGGGCAGGUGCCCUGGGAGGGCCUGUGCAGCAACUGUAAAUAACCCUCUUCCCCGCCCAGGAGCCCGAACUGGACUCCAGUCUCCCUUCAUGGAAACAAAGGCUUUCUGGAGCCACGGAACCUCCUUAGCAGGACAGCAGUGAAAGACCCAAGAGCCCCCGUCCAGACUGCCUUCAUCCAUGCAAUUCUGGGGGACCAUUUUUGCCUGGGGCUCCUAGCUAACCUCUUAUUUAUUUAUUUAUGUUUAUUUAUUUAUUUAUGGGAUUCCCUCUGCCUCCCUCUCUCUCGGUUGCCAUUAGCAGUAUUCAAGUAUUUAUUUAUUUAUAUGGAGAGGAUGUGUGUAUCUGUGUGUGUGUGGUAUGUGUGUUUGGGGAGGAGGGGAAACUUCUAAAGUAUUUUUGUGCAUCUCUCUUUUUUUUCCCCCUCAUGUCUCUAUGGAUGGAAUUUGAGAGGCUGGAUGUGGGUGGGGAUGUUUGCCUUUUCCCUGAAAGGGAGAGACUUAGAGCUCUAAGCUUGGAACACACUGGAGGUGGCACAGAAGCACUUCAGGCCAAAGAUUCAUGACUAAGCCCAAGUCGGGUGAAGUUCAGGCCUGCACCCCAGUCCCCCUGCCUACCAGUUACCUAACUGAAGUACCAAAAAAUGAAAAUGGUCAAGAAGCUUAUGAGCUAAGGUGCUGACCUGACACUGUAGAGUCACAGCUGACGUGGGGGUUAGAGUCUAAAGUUAGCACAUAAGGCAAAAGCUUCAAAGUCUAAAUCAUCUGUGAAAGACCUUUAGGGACGCACCCAGUGUGAAACAUAUGUGCACCUCUGAAUCUCACCCUUAUUCCAGGGAAUAUAUUAGUGGAUGAGGUCAUUUGCUCUUCUGAGCCUAAGCUAAGUGUUUUCAUAGAAGUUACACAUGCUUCUGAACACCCCCUUAGCUAAUUUCUCCCCAUCCCCUGUGAGCUCAGGGUUGCCCUAGUGACAAGGUAUCAGCCAUCCUGAGAGAGAGAGACAAACCCAAAGCAAAAGCCUUUUUCUGUGACCUCAGGAGAGAGCAUACUACUAUUUCUGAAGUUGGAAAACAAACAAAAUGAAAGGAGCAGCCGGAGGUUCCCCACCCCCAACCCCCUCGAGAAGGCCAUUCCAAAACCUGUCUUGGGAACCAGGAUCCAGAGGUCUUGACCAGCCCUGGCUCUCUCACCCACUAGCAGCUGAGUGGAGAGGGUGCCCGCCCUUUCCAAAGUCACCCUUCACUGCCUUGGCAUGGCCAGCUCUCCUGGUCCGGCUUUGGGUUUGGUGAGACUUUUUCAACAUCCCUGAUUGUUUUCCCUGGCAAUGUGACUUCACUCUGCUCUAACCCAAGCAAAGGAGUACCCCUAGCCUGGGAAAACUUGCAAGAACUUAAAUGCCUCCUGGGAGAAAAUCUGCCCUUCCCUGUCACUUGGUGUGUUUCUCAGAUUUCCUUUACAUUUCCUUUUCUUUCCAUCCAAAAAUAAACUCUUAUUGGGGCACUGGUAAACCUUGUUUAACCAGCACCCCCACGCCUGGCACUGCUGUUUCUCUGCAUCCUUCACCCUCAGUACACUUCUGCUUCCAGGGGAUGAUACAGACGGCCUAAAACCUGCUCAUGGUUAGAACUUAUUUUAAAAAGUAGUAUGGGAAAUGGGAAGGAGAUGUGGCUUGAGGUCAAACAACAUGAGGCCCUUUGACCCUCCUGCUCUGGAUAGUCCCUGGAUAUGUGGAGCUAGGCAAAUUGCUUCCUUUCUCUGAGCCAAAGUUUCCACCUUUGAGAAGUGGAGGAGUUUUUGAGAUACAACCCAGAACAUUGACCUGAGGCCUGGGCAAUUCUUCAAAGACCUAAUGAGUUCACUGAGACUUGGAGAAAAAAGGAAAAUAUCCUCAAACAUUUUAGGAGGUUCUCAAUCAUGAGAAUAAAGCCUAAAAGCAAUGUGUGAACUCCCAUUAGUGGAUUCAGAAAAUUGAAUUCAAAUCCCCCACCCAAGAACAUUCUAGUUGAUCCAGGUUGGACUGCAUUUCUGCCUCCAUCUGUUCCCUUCUUUGAAGGAAAUUCAGUCUUUCAGAAACAAAACACACAAAUUGUGAUGUUUGAAAGACACGAGGCUCUCAGUCUCAGAGAGCCCCCAUCACUUUAUUUACCGAGACCCAUCUUCCUUUCCCAAAGGCUUUGCUUGAAGAGGUGAAUAUUUGGGGUGCUUCCAAAGGUUCAAAGUCCAUUUUCUUCUUCUCAAGCCUCAUUUUUAUCUUUUCUUUUGCUGUAUUCCUUUUCACAAAUAUUCAAAAUAGCCUCACGUGCUUUACUUUCUUUUGCAGCUGAAUAGAAAAUUGUGUCUGAUUUAAAAACAAAACACCAGAAUCCUCAAACUGCAUCCCUUCCAUUGGCCAGCGGUGUCCAGCUGAGGACCUUAGGGUAGAUACAGUGUCCAUCGAGCAAUGCCUUGUUGCAUCUGCUUCCUUCUCUGCACCCACGGGCCAGUGAUACCCAUGGGGUUGAUAUCUCCCCUCUGUCUGUGGCUGUUGUUUUGCAUUAUUUUCAGUUUUCUGAGGGUUUGUUGGUUUUGUUUUUUGUUGGUAGUUGUUUUGCAUUGUAAAUACCAUGAUGGGGGCCCCUCAUCAGAACGUGGCUUAAUGAAUAAUUUAUUUCCUAUUUAUUGAGUGGUAUUGGGAGAGGUGAGAGACCACCUCUUCUCCGGAAAUGUUAUUGGAAAUCAGUCUGUCUCUCAGCUCCACUGUCUGUGGUAGGGACGUUCUCGCCCAGGUAAUGAGUGCUAGAAUCACCGGCAAAUUGGAAUUGGCAGAAACGGAGGCUUCAGUCAUACAAAUUAAGCUCAAAUGGAACUAAAACACUGGUUAUCUCCGGGAAAACCUCAUUUAGAUGGAAAUUAAUUGAGGAAUGAAAUGCCUGUGCACAAACCAACUUCUAUUAAAAAGUCACAACUCCUUGAAAAAUAGAGAGAGGGAGCGAAAAAAAGAGAAUGAAAAUUGUAAUUCCUUUUCUCCGGCCAAGAAAAGCUGUGCCUCAUCUUCUAACGAGCCGAGCCAAAGAGACUGGAACAGCAUUCUUAUGUGGUUCUCUUGCCUAUAUGUGUCCGUCUGGGUGCAAUGGAGUGUUCUCGGGCCUCAGUCUUAUCAUCUGUAAAAUGGGUCUUGGCCUAAGUGUUCUUGGUAGGGUGGAGGGAAGGGUUCUAACUCUGAGGCGGUAAGUUCCAGACCGUCAGAUGUAGAAUCCCUCGUGUCUUCUGCUGACUAUAGGUUGAAGGGUCAGAAGAAAAUAAAGAAGCAGGGUGUGGACUUAUUUUGCAGAGUGAGUUGGGAGCAGCUGAGUCCUGGCAGAAGCGGGAGACCUCCAGGUUCUGGCACCUGGGAACUUCUGUGGCCUGGUGAAAGCCCUCUGUAUGAGCUUGAACUUCUCUGCAAGCCCAACCAUCCAGCAUAUUCAAAGGACAGGCCCGGACGGCUUUGCCGUGCUCCGGAUUUCAGACCCCGUGUAUUGUGUCAGGCUACAUUUUGUGCAGUUGAUCAAACCAGCCAGCGAGACUAGUCAUGUUGCUGUGACCCAUUUUUCAGGUGAGAAAACUGAGGUCCGGGAAGGGGGCACUUGACCUGCCCAGGCUCCCUUGAGCUCCGAGCUGCCUGACCCCGUGCCCUCCCCUUGCUCUCCCCUGGGAGCUCUUUCCUGCCAGGCGUAGGCUGUGAGGAAUUCUCUUUGUGCUGUAUCUGUUUUCUCCUGAUCUCCAGCUGUCUCCUUCAGCAGCCAUCGGCCAAGGACCCAGUAGAAUCUACCACAGCAGCCCUGGGAGGGGGCUUGAUCCACCCCAGGGCCAUUUCUCCACAUCAGGGGCUGGAACUCCCAUCUGGAAAACCCCAACUUGGGGGACCCACCAGCAGCCCAGCUCAGCCCGAGCAGCUGGCCUCUACCCACCCGCCCACAUCAAAGGAGGAGAAGCUGCUGUGUCUGCCGGCAUCCUGGGACCCUGUCCUCCACGCAGUGACACAGUGGCCGUGGCUUGUUUGAUAUCUGGUGUCCACAGCUAAGCAUAACCUUCCUGGGGUUUCUGGCUUUUUUUUUCCAGCCUGUACAAAACAUGUCUCUGUUCUAAUAAAAGGUUCCAUGGUAUGGUGUUCUCAUCCUUGGCCCAGCAUCCUCUGUCUACGUAUGGUGCCCAGAAUCAGAGGGAGGGUGACAGGGAGGUGGGGACAGAGAACAGCCAAGCAGCACCUGCUGUGUGCGACACAUUGCCCCAGUGCUCAUCUUGCUCCUUUCUUCAAAACAAGCCUGUAAGCAUUUGGGGUUCACAUAUACAUUCAUAGCAGCCACCUUUCCCGAAGCCUUUUUAAUCUUAGUCUUCGGCACCCACCUGUCUUAGGUAUAGGGUUAAGAUCUCUUUUCUACUAAGAGGAAAAUGGAGGCCUAGGAAAGCAAAGUCACCAGCCCAAGACCACAGAGUCCAUGAUAGGAUGCAAGCGGACUGACUCCAGACACAUCUGUUCUCUGCUCUGCCCCACAGCACAUCUGCUCAUGAAGUAAGUGGCCAGUUUUCUUUGGUAAAAGUUUUUCUCUGAGGUCUUCACAAUCAGGAGGGAGCUCAGUCUGGGGCACAUAUAUGGGAGUCCAAAGACCUGGAUUCUAAUCUGGACCCUAGUGGUGUGCCAGGGAGCAAGGACCACACCCCACUGGGCCUUGGGUUAUUCAUCUGUAAAACAGGGACAGCAACAGCGACCUCCCUGGGCUGCUCUGAGAACCAGAUGGGAUAGUGGUGCUAAGAAAAGAAAAUAACAGCCUGAGUCCACAGGAAGCACAGUGCUGCUAAGCAUGAUGACUUUUCUAAAUCGAGUCUGAGUUAUGGGAGGGACUCAGAAAGACAGCCUAAAGUAGCCUGCUCAGAACAGUGGGGCCCCCAAGACCCAGUGGAGGCCUCCAGAAACGUUCUCACUGUCCCAUGUGAAAGUUUCUUGCCAUAGAAAAUAGGUGUUGAAAACACUCACAGGGCAGCCAGGUGGGGAAGUGGACAGAGUUGGGACUCUGGGGAGCCAGGGAGGCCAAUGCACGGUUGCCACAGAGAGAUCUCAACUCAGGGCUGCCACGUCUCUCAAUUUAUCCAGGGAAUCUGAAUUUUUAGGUUGAAUUUCCUGAUUUUCAAAAUGUUCGAAACUCAUUCCUUUUUUUCAAAUACCAUGUGGGUCCAAAAAAAUUGUGUACAUGCACACACACACACACACACACACAGAUAAUAUCAUCCCAGAAUAACAUCCCAGGGGUCAGAGAGGAGGAUGUGACUCAGCCCCACCUUCACUCCCACCCCCAGGGCCGCUGGGAGGUUGUUUCAGCCCCUUGUUUACUCGUGAGUGGGUUAUUAAUUAGCUCAGGAGGAAAGAUCAAACAAAACUACCCCUCCAGAAAUCUCCCUCGGGAAUCUUAGAUGGGACUACCUCCCUGGGGAAGAUUCAAAACUAUCACAUCGAAAAAGACAGAUGUACAGAAAAGACUUUUGGACUUUGU